AUGGCGGAUAUGUGUAGUAGCAGAUCAGGGGUUUUUAGGGUUUCAAUGUGUGGUAGCGCAGAAGAGAUUGAACAGUUGUCCAGAGAUGGUAGCCAUUACAGUCUCUCUACCGGAAUUCUUCCUUCUCUCGGCGCAAGAAGCAACCGCAGAGUCAAGCUCCGAAGCUUCAUCAUAUCUCCUUAUUAUCGCCGUUACAGGGCAUGGGAGACUUUUCUGAUAGUUCUGGUAGUCUACACUGCAUGGGUGUCACCAUUCGAAUUUGGUUUUCUUGAGAAACCACAGAGGCCUCUCUCCAUGGCUGACAAUGUCGUCAAUGGCUUCUUCGCAGUGGACAUUAUUCUCACAUUCUUCGUGGCCUACCUCGAUCGGUCGACCUACCUUCUCGUCGAUGACCCCAAGCAGAUUGCAUGGAAGUAUGCAAGUUCUUGGUUGGCAUUUGAUGUCAUCUCCACAAUCCCUUCUGAACUUGCUCGGAAAAUUUUCCGAUCGCCUAUCGAGACUUAUGGCUUGUUCAACAUGCUCCGUCUUUGGCGUCUCCGUCGAGUUAGUUCCCUAUUUGCAAGGUACGGUGAUAAUCUCACCUCGUUUUUUCUUUCAUCAAACAGACUGGAAAAGGACAGAAACUUCAACUACUUCUGGGUUCGAUGUGCCAAGCUUAUCUGUGUGACACUUUUUGCAGUCCAUUGUGCUGGGUGCUUCUAUUAUCUUCUAGCUGCCCAUUAUCCAGACCCAAGCAAGACAUGGAUAGGGGCACCCAAGAAUGACUUCCAUAAACAGAGCCUGUGGACUAGAUAUGCCACUUCAAUGUAUUGGUCCAUCACCACCCUCACAACCGUUGGAUAUGGAGAUUUGCAUGCUCAGAACACAAGAGAAAGGAUAUUUGUCAUCUUCUACAUGCUCUUCAACCUUGGACUCACAGCCUAUCUCAUAGGAAAUAUGACCAACUUGGUGGUCCAUGGUACUAGUAGAACUAGACACUUUAGGGAUACAAUUCAAGCAGCCUCAAGUUUUGCACAGAGAAAUCAAUUGCCGGAUCGUCUUCAAGAUCAGGUGCUAGCACACUUGUGUUUGAAGUUCAGAACAGACUCAGAGGGGCUGCAACAACAAGAGACUCUUGAUUCCCUUCCAAAAGCAAUCCGGUCCAGCAUUUCACAUUUUCUUUUCUACUCUCUUGUUGAUAAGGUCUACUUGUUCCGUGGGGUGUCCAAUGACAUGCUUUUUCAGCUGGUUUCUGAGAUGAAAGCUGAGUAUUUUCCUCCCAAGGAAGAUGUCAUUUUGCAGAAUGAAGCACCCACAGAUUUCUACAUCCUUGUUACAGGAGCUGUGGUUGUUGGAGAGGCUAAAACUGGGGAUCCUUGCGGUGAGAUUGGGGUUCUCUGUUACAGGCCUCAGCUAUUUACAGUGAGGACAAAACGAUUGAGUCAGCUACUUCGACUCAACCGUACAACACUCUUGAAUAUUGUUCAGGCCAAUGUUGGAGAUGGCACCAUCAUCAUGAACAAUCUCCUUCUGCAUUUGAAGGAGCUGAAGGAUCCAGUUAUGGAGGGAGUUUUAUUGGAGACAGAGAAUAUGCUUGCUCGUGGUAGGAUGGACUUACCCCUCAGCCUCUGUUUUGCAACACUUAGAGGAGAUGACUUGCUGUUACAUCAACUGUUGAGACGUGGUCUUGAUCCCAAUGAAUCGGACAGCAAUGGCAGGACAGCCCUGCAUAUAGCUGCAUCCAAAGGAAAUGAGAACUGUGUACUUCUCCUACUGGACUAUGGGGCAGAUCCCAAUACUAGAGAUUCAGAUGGGAAUGUGCCACUAUGGGAAGCCAUUCUGAACAGUCAUGACCUUGUGAUCAAACUACUCAAAGACAAUGGAGCCAAAAUAUCUUGCGGCGAUGUUGGUCAAUUUGCAUGCACAGCUGCUGAGCAAAACAGUUUAGGAUUGCUCAAAGAAAUUGUUAAUCAUGGUGGCAAUGUCACAAUCCCCAAUCACAAUGACUCUACUGCUCUUCAUGUAGCAGUUUGUGAAGGCAACUCAGAAAUAGUCCAAUUCCUUUUAAAUCAAGGGUCUGAUAUUAACAGACCAGAUGACCAUGGUUGGACACCAAUGGCCCUAGCAGAGCAACAAGGCCAUGAAGAUAUAAAAACUCUCUUUCAAUCUAGUAAAGAGACCCAAUCUCAAUCUGCUAAUUCAGUCCAUGAGGAGAAAGUUCAUGGAGUUUGUUUUAGAACCGAGCCAACAAUUUUGCCUAUGUCUCAAGAAUCGACAUCCCUAGUGCCAGAGGGAUCAGGGGCUCAUUCUCGGCCAAGGCAUAGGACUAAUAGCUUCCAUAAUUCGCUGUUUGGGAUCAUGUCAGCUACACAAGGGGAAGAUAGUGACUUGCUAUUGUCUGUGGACCGGACUAAAUGUGCUGGGAAUGCUACAGAGUAUUCUGCCAGGGUCAGAGUUAGUUGUCCUGAGAAAGGAGAUGUUGCAGGAAAGCUUGUGUUGCUUCCACAGAGCUUCAGUGAGUUGAUGGAGAUUGGUGCUAAAAAAUAUGGGUUUUUGCCCACUAAAGUGGUAAGCAAAGAUGGGGCUGAGAUUGAUGAUGUAGUGUUGAUUAGAGAUGGUGAUCAUCUAAUAUUUGUUAGCAAUGCUGGAAUUGAAUGAAUUAAUCCCCUAUAAAGCAGGGUUGAGAUACAAAAAAGGUGGGCAAAUGGUUUG
Messenger RNA from Ilex paraguariensis (yerba mate), 2691 nucleotides. The record is from the annotation of a GenBank genome assembly. Lineage: Eukaryota; Viridiplantae; Streptophyta; Magnoliopsida; Aquifoliales; Aquifoliaceae.